AUGGCCGAGACUCAGCCCGACGCCAACGGCCAGACUGUUGACGGAGCCAGUGAAUACUUUCGUAAUACUCAGAGACCAAAGCAACUGUCCAAGCAUGAAGCAUUGGCAAAGGAGUUCAUACAGUACCACGUGGAAACCAAUCCCGAUCGCCGCAUUGCCAUUGUCACCUCGGGAGGUACAACUGUCCCGCUCGAGAAACAGACUGUGAGGUUCAUCGACAACUUUUCCGCAGGCACGCGUGGCGCGACUUCUGCUGAGUAUUUCCUCCAGGCAGACUAUGCCGUCAUUUUCUUGCAUCGGCAAUUCAGCCUGCUACCCUACUCGCGACACUACAGCCACAGCACGAACUGCUUCCUUGAUUUUAUGGACGAGGCCGACGACGGUGGCGUAAUUGUGGCCGAUGAGUUUCAAGCCAAAAUGCGCCGAGUUUUGCAGCAAUACCAGCAUGCCAAGAAGAAUCGUCUGCUUCUGCUCUUGCCUUUCACCACGGUCACUGAAUAUCUAUACGCACUUCGGAGCCUGGCAACCCUCACGAAACCACUGGGACCAAGGACGCUCUUCUAUCUUGCCGCAGCGGUUUCGGAUUUCUUCAUACCCGCAGAUAGACUCGAAGAGCACAAGAUUCAGUCGAGAGAAACGGCCGAUGGAAAGGGCUCGGGCAAGAAGUUGAUCAUCGAUCUCGACCCGGUACCCAAGUUCCUGAAGACGCUUGUGCAGCAGUGGGCUCCCAAAGGCAGCAUGGUGGUCAGCUUCAAACUCGAGACUGAUCCAGAACUCCUAGUCAGCAAAGCAGAAGAGUCCCUUAGCAGAUAUCAACACGACUGCGUUAUCGGCAACCUGCUGACUACCCGCAAGUGGGAGGUUGUGUUCAUCACCCGAGACCGAGGAGAAAAGUGGAUUCGUGUUCCCAAAGCACGAAGAUCCAAGAGCUUCUCUGGAGUAGAAAACAUGGUUGGCCUCGCAGAUCACAAGAAGGAGCCCGAGCAGAUAGAUUUGGAGGGUGGGACGGUGACAGAAGGCAUGGAAAUAGAGACUCUGAUCAUACCGGAGUUGAAGCGUAUGCACGACGAUGUCAUUGCCAGGCAAGAACGCCAUUGA
Molecule: messenger RNA, 1098 nt
Organism: Cyphellophora europaea CBS 101466
Lineage: Eukaryota; Fungi; Ascomycota; Eurotiomycetes; Chaetothyriales; Cyphellophoraceae
Exons: 1
Coding region: 1-1098 (365 amino acids)
Biological process (GO): coenzyme A biosynthetic process
Cellular component (GO): cytoplasm; nucleus
Molecular function (GO): phosphopantothenate--cysteine ligase activity
Source: RefSeq, a predicted model, not a curated record